Molecule: messenger RNA, 3479 nt
Organism: Ictalurus punctatus (channel catfish)
Lineage: Eukaryota; Metazoa; Chordata; Actinopteri; Siluriformes; Ictaluridae
Gene: cd248a
Product: CD248 molecule, endosialin a
Exons: 1
Coding region: 335-2479 (714 amino acids)
Biological process (GO): cell migration
Cellular component (GO): external side of plasma membrane; extracellular matrix
Molecular function (GO): calcium ion binding; extracellular matrix protein binding; extracellular matrix binding
Source: RefSeq, a predicted model, not a curated record
CAUCCCUCCCCCAUCCCUCCCUCCUCUGAAAACAUACAAUUUUUUUUUUUUCUUUUGCAACUCUUCCAUUGCUCCUGCCUCCCAAUCUCCCCCCUCUAUAGAAAUUCCGAGGACAGACUGUAAGUCCUCAGUCCAGGCACAAAUCCCCAUUAGAGUGUAGAGCAAGCAGAGGGCUAAGAGUGAAAGGUAGACAGAAAGGUUUAGGUCAAACGGGGUUCAGUAAAUGUAGAAUAGCUAGUAAAAUUAAAACACGAGAAAGAGCAAAAGUAACAGAGACCAGGAGAGUGAAGGAGAGAGAGAGAGAGAGAGAGAGAGAGAGAGAAGUUGUGAAAGAAUGGGCUCUCCAGUGCUCUAUGUGAUUCUUUUCUCUGUGCUGCUGUAUCUCUCUAGUGUGCAAACUCAGGAGCUGCAGGAUAAAGAUGCCCUAUGCAAUGAGAAGAGCUGUUUAGUAAUCUACUUUCAGCGCAAAACCUUCCUGGAUGCCUGGCGCAGCUGCAGGAAACAGGGUGGCAACCUUGUCACCAUCAAGAGUCCAGAGGAGUCAGACCUAAUUGAUAUGCUCUUUUCUAACCUGGAACUGAUGGAAAGUAGCCGUGUGUUUGUUUGGAUUGGUUUGCAAAGGCAGCCUCGUAAGUGUGCCGCCGGCCGUCCCAUGCGAGGCUUCUCCUGGAUUACUGGGGAGCAAGAUACCCAGUACACCAACUGGCAGCAAGACGACUCUCCAAACACCUGUUCAGUUCCACGUUGUGUGAGCAUAGGUUACAGUACCUCUGCUCAAAAAAGCCAGGACAACUUCAAGUGGAAAGAUGGGCCUUGCUCAAUUCCUGUGGAUGGCUACUUGUGCAGGUACACUUUCUCUGGCAUGUGUCAAGCUAUUUCAAAUGAAGGAUAUGGAAAUGCACUGUACACAACCCAAUUUGACCUUGUCACCUCACUCUUGACUCACAUUCCAUUUGGGUCAGUUGCAACUGUACCCUGCUUAACUAAAGGUGACCAAACAGUACUGUGUACUGAAAGAGAGGAUGGGACUGUGGGUUGGAACAGAGAUCCUCCUUUCUGUUCUGAUAUUUCCAAGAUAAGCUGGUGUGAUAAGGAUAAUGGUGGCUGCCACCAUUACUGCAUAGAAGAUGGCAAGCAUUACUACUGUGAUUGUAAGGAAGGCUUUCUCUUGGCUGAAGAUGGAGUGAGCUGCUUUCAAACUGACCCCUGUCAAGGAUCUCCCUGUGAAUAUGAGUGUCUGACAGUGAUGGACAGUUAUCGCUGUGCCUGCCCUGAGGGGUACAUGCUGGCACCAGAUGAGCAAGGCUGUCUGGAUGUUGAUGAGUGCUUGCAGAGUCCAUGUGAACAGAUCUGUGUAAAUGCACCAGGGACCUUUGAGUGUGCCUGUCGUAAUGGCUAUAAAUCUAAUGAGGAGGGAACUUGUGAGGACAUAGAUGAGUGCGUGGAGGCUCCAUGUGAACAUGAAUGUGAGAAUGUAAAAGGUUCUCAUGUAUGUCAUUGCCACCAUGGCUUUGCUUCCCUUCAAGAGGAUCCAAGUCGCUGCUACGAUGUUGAUGAAUGUCAAUUUGAGGGAACCUGUGAGCAAAUGUGUAUAAAUUUUCCUGGGGGAUUUGAAUGCUUCUGUGAAGAGGGUUAUGAUCUCCAAAUUGACCUCUAUUCAUGCAAACCUAGUGAUGAGCAGCAAUCUUCCACAGUAACUGCACCCAUCCUCUUGAUCACUGAUCUUACGGUUAGUAUGGCAGAAAAUCAAGACCCUGAUUACUUCAAGCCUCAUGAAAAUGAAUCUCUGUACGGGCUUACUGAGCUUCCUAAUGUGGAGAUGGUUCCCACUGACCUGCUGUGGCUCACUAGUGCGACCCAGGAGGUAACUGAAACCAUUUCACCAACUGAAAGCCUUACUAGCAUCAUUAACAUGGAAUUGGAUAAUGUAGACCAAACAGUUGCUGUGGAUACCUUUUUAUCUUCCACCAUUUCAACUCCACUAUCAGAAUAUUAUGACGAUGAGAGUACCACAGAAUUCACAGUGUCCCCCACCACUACUAUAGCAGGCGGUGCUUGGAAUUGGAUGUUCAGUCCUAGCGCAAGUGAGCUUGACAGCGAGAGAACUACACAAAGUCCUUUCAUUAUUGAAGCAGAAUAUGAAACCUAUAAGACCGAUCUUGAUAAUGGCAGCCAUGAUUACGAAUCUACAACUUCUUACACUGAAUUACAAACCCUUACACAGGCCCUCCUAUCUACUCAGGGAGCUAAGGAUGGCAGCAGCAAAGAGCAGUCUCAGAGCAGCAGCUGGUUGCUGGUUGGAUUGUUGGUACCGCUCUGCAUCUUCAUUGUGUUGAUGGUGGCACUGGGUAUCAUCUACUGUACUCGGUGUACCUCUAAGCCACAGAACAAGAAUGCCACUGAGUGUUACCACUGGAUUGCUGGUGCUGGUGAUAAAGCAGCUGUCGAUAUGGCAAGCGGUGGUGUAACAAAGGUGUAACCAAACUGUGCCAGGACAAGCAGAUGAACACAGACCUUUACAAUUUUUGAAACAUCUUUACAGCAGAUGGUAGAACAAGGAAAUUAGGUGAAGAACUGUCUUGUAUCAAUACAAUCCUCAAUUAUUAAUUGUGGAUAUUUAAAUAGAAUAUCUGUCAGUGAUAAGACAGGAGAAAUGGGAGGAACUGGGAAACCUCUAACACUGUUUCUCUGCUGUACUCUGCUGAAAGAGAAAAGAACCUGUUGUUUUAUUUCUUAACCUCGUCACUCUUCCUGUGACAUGGUUGUUUAACUGUUGCAUUGUAGCAGCCACAAGGUCAUAGCUAAUGUGAAAAGACACCUUAGCAUUGUUUCACAUAUUUAUUUUACUUUUUAUAAUUCUUUUGUUUGAAGCAGCAUUAUGAUCGUAAAUCAGAAGUUUAUGCCUUACAGUAGCCUCAAAGAAGUGUCAUUUUUUGUGAAAGUCCUCCUGCAUUUGCCUUGAUAUGGAGCUGUACUACUUGUUUCAACUCUCUGAGCCAGAUCGGAUGGAUGAUAUUUUUUGGUUUGCGACCGUGAAAUGGAGAAAGUUUCUGAUUGUUACAGUGGACAUCACUGUGCUCCUUUCUAUGACUAAGUCAUAUUUAACUGUCAGAUAUUAGUGUGAGGUAAUGGUUUAUUAAAAAUAUGCCCAAAGCAAAUUAUGAUAACACCCUAAUUAUUAAGUCACAUGCUGUAGGCAUGAAGGAAAUUAACUGAACAUAUGCCUUUGAGGUUUAAAGUCUUUUUUUUUUUUUUUUUUUUUAAUUAAUGCAUAUUCUUAGUGGUGUUAUUAUGCUCACACACAUGUACAAAACAUCUGAUAAGAAUUACAUGGACAAUAUUAUUAUGUGACCACACAAACAAUGUCAAAAAUAGUUUUAAUUUGUAAAUAUUGGACAUGUUAGCUUAUGAACACUCAUUGUUGGAUGAAUUCAUUGACUCUUGCAAGUUCUGCUCAUUAAAGUAUGAUUUCACUCUGA